AUGUCGCAUCUUCUCUGGAACGUGUGCUGUGAAUUGGUUAGAGGCUGUUUCGAUGCUUUCAGAGGAUUAGCGUUUGUGUGGCAGUUGGAUAAGGAUGAAGAAUACGUUGUUAUUAAUAAUGCACCCCGCGCAGCACCAAAGACGGUCAUGCAGCAGAGAAGAGAGCUUCGGGGAACAGUAGCACGACCUGCAGAGCGGAUCUAUCGGCGCAGGGAGCGUGUGUGGAAGCGAGUGUUCCAAUGUGUUGUCAUCAAUGCGGGAAUAUGGUUGCUGGUUUGGGCACUUCUGAAGUUGUGCUCAUCUGGCAAUGAUAUGUCUGCCGGUGUCAUCUCAGUUCUGUCACAUUUGAUCGUUCUUCCCAUAUUCGUCUUCACUCGCAUUGUGCUUGCUUUAUGGUUUUCUGACAUUGCUGGAGCGUGCUUGCGGACACUGAAGUUGGAUCCUCCUCCAAGUGUUGAAUUCAGCACAGCUCUAUCUGAUGUGCUCGUAUCGCUGUUGCUGGGAUGUGUUUUUCUUGCGCAGGGUCUGCUCAUGUCGUAUCUUCCGCUACCAAGCUUUUUGUGCUCUAUCAUAUCUUUCAUUCACUUAUCUCUUCUUAAUUCGAUGUACAGCUUUGAAUAUUUCUGGUCAUCUCGCAGUGUGCUACUUCAUAAACGUAUUGAACGCCUGGAGGCGUAUUUGCCAUAUUUCAUUGGAUUUGGUGCUCCCCUUACCCUUGUUUCUACAUUGAGCAGCAAUUUCCUGCUUAAAUGGUUGUGUGUUUGGCACGCGACAUGGGAAAGACCGAAAGAAUUAAGGAGAGAAUCACCGGUGAUAAAUAUCUUUACUCCAUCGCGUUUGGUUACGGAUGGAUUUGUAAACUUUUUCUCAGGAAUGGUCGUUCAGCAGCCGAGGAUUCGGAUGACUCAACCUGGUAUUGAGGGCCUAGCCGUAGGCCUAAACAAAGGCCACAAAGUGACGAAAAUUGACCGCAAACCUCGUCAGAAUCGACACAUUGGAGCUUGUAGCAAGAAGUCCAAGGUUGUGCGUGAACUCGUAAGAGAGAUCACUGGCUUUGCUCCCUAUGAGAGACGUGUUCUUGAGUUGUUGCGUAUAUCCAAGGAUAAGCGUGCACUCAAGUUCUUGAAGAAGCGAGUGGGUACCCACCUUCGUGCCAAGAAGAAGAGAGAGGAUCUUCAGGGCGUCAUUGUUGCCCAACGUAAACACCACAAGUAA
This is a messenger RNA of Cooperia oncophora, 1215 nucleotides long. NCBI's taxonomy places the organism in Eukaryota, Metazoa, Nematoda, Chromadorea, Rhabditida, Trichostrongylidae. The record is from the annotation of a GenBank genome assembly.